AUGUCGGACAAGCGUAUCAAAUUGAUCAAAGGCGAGCGCGGCCAGGACACGUGGCUGCCGUGUGACGUGGACUCGGAGCACGACGACAGCCCCGCCAAGGUGCUGUGGUACGCGCCAGCGACGGCCGCCAAUGCCAGCGGCGAGCGCACGCCCUUCUACAUGGUGGAGGAUACGCAGCGGCGGGGCAUCUGGAACGGACAGCACGCCAUCGGCGUCCACUGGGCCGGCCGGGCCUCCUUUUCGGUGUCCCGGUCGCCGGCUGCUUUGAGGCUGUCGAGGCUCGAGCUCUCCGACUCCGGCGCCUACCUGUGCACGGUGGCCUUCCACGGCGGGGCGCAGCGAAACGCCACCGUGCGCCUCAUCGUGGGCGUGGCCCCCAGUGUGCCUGUGAUCAUGACGUCAGCAGGCACUGUGGUUGAAGGCACCAUAGGACCAUUCAUGAUUGGCGAGUCUCUGAGUCUUGUCUGCUUAGUGGAAAAAGGUGUGCCGGUGCCAUCGGUCACGUGGCGACGUGACGGUGCCGAGUUGAUGCGCGAGAUGGAGCCGGGCUCUCGCGACUUGGAUGGCGUGGUGCGCAGUUCCGUCGUCAUCGACACCCUGACGCGCGACGACCUCCUCAUGGAGCUGAGCUGCGAGACCAGCAACAUCAUUGGCGGACCUUUCGAGGCCUCGGUGCUCGUCGACCUGACGCUACCACCCGUAUCGGUGAAAAUACUCGGCACGCAUCGGACCUUUGAAGUUGACGUCUCUGCAGAGUUCCGCUGCGAAGUCGUCGGGUCGAGGCCUCCGCCAAAGGUAUCGUGGUGGCUGGACGAAGAGCGCUUGGAGCCGUUCCUGACGGAAGAGAAGGCCAACUCGACCACCACGUCCUUGUUACUCGUGCUGACGUCACGCGCCGACAAGGCCACACUAACGUGUCGCGCUCUCAACACGCGGCUUCCCGGAGAGGUGUGGGAGGACACACUGCUGCUCAACGUCUAUCACGCGCCCCACGCGAGUCUGUCGCUGGGCCAAGGGCUGCACCUGGAGCGCAUACACGAGGGCCAGGACGUGUACCUGGAGUGCGCCAUCCGGGCCAACCCGUGGAUCAGCGACGUCCUCUGGACGCUGGACGGCGAGCCGCUAGAAGACCUCACCGCCACGCACGUACUCCUGCAGGAGCAGUACCUGGUGCUGCGCAACGUCACGUCCAAGUUCACCGGCAGCUACGCCUGUCACGUUCGCAGCGCCAGGGGCGAAGCUGUCAGCAACUCGCUCGACCUCCGCGUCCAAUACGCACCACGCUGCAGAAAGGGUAUGCAGGAAGUGUUCCGGUACUCGACAUCUCGUGAGGAACUCCUCAUUCCGUGCGAGAUGGACUCCGACCCAGAAGACCUCACGUUUCACUGGGUCAUGAAAAACAACUCAGAGGUGCGAGAUCUUCUCACAUUCACAACCAACGGGACCCGAAGCGUGGCUCGCUACAAGCCAGCCGUCGCCACCGAGUUCGUGUCACUCGUGUGCUGGGCGAACAACUCGGUGGGAUCACAGAAGCAACCCUGCACUUACUUCGUCGAGCCACACGGUGCCCCGAAAGCCCUGUCCGGCUGCUCGGUGGUGAACCAGGCGAUGACGUGGUUCUUCGUUCGCUGCUCCGAGGACGACUCGGAGGACCGGCCGGUGGGCCAGGAGUGGUACCUGCUGGAGGUGUUCCACGCGGACACGGGCGCCCCGUUGGGCAACGUGAGCGCCCGCGGCCGGCCCGUGUUCCACGUGGACGACAUCCCGCCGGCCACCGAGUGCCUGGCCCUGGCCUACGCCGUCAACGAGCGAGGUGGACGCUCGGAGCCGGCGCGCGUCGUCGUGCAGGCCAUACCGCCUCCUUCCAAGCUGCUCACCAGCGGUGAGUAA
Messenger RNA from Rhipicephalus microplus (southern cattle tick), 1890 nucleotides. RefSeq names its product B-cell receptor CD22. NCBI's taxonomy places the organism in Eukaryota, Metazoa, Arthropoda, Arachnida, Ixodida, Ixodidae. The record is from RefSeq and is a predicted model, not a curated record.